Messenger RNA from Closterium sp. NIES-67, 5370 nucleotides. NCBI's taxonomy places the organism in Eukaryota, Viridiplantae, Streptophyta, Zygnematophyceae, Desmidiales, Closteriaceae. The record is from the annotation of a GenBank genome assembly.
ACACGACUAUUUGGGACGCUUCGAGAGCGUCCGCUAAAACCGUGCACUUUUCGUGCGGGUCCUAAAAGACGCGGAAUUUCGGGUUACUAUACCUGAAUUCUGUACUUCUCAUGCCAACUGAAUAGUGUAAGAACGCGCAAGACACGCCCUGAACGUUGCGCAUCGUGACGCUUCGGCUACUGCGUGGCGAGUUGUUGGGUGGGAUAUCCUCAUUGCCUCCUGCCCCUCCCUAGAAAUUAUCGCGGGCUGGCUGUGGCUGCGAGGGCGCCGCCGCCUUGAACCUCGCCACCCACGCCGUCUCCACCACGCCCCUCACACGCACCCAUCGUCUUCCUCUCGCCCUCCCCGCCCUUCCCCCGGGUCGCCAUGGACGCGCUGAAGGCGGCAGCGCCCUCGCAGCUGCUGGCGGACCGCGGCGCGGCGCUGGUCGUCAUCCACCCGGGCUCGCUCACCCUCCGCAUCGGCCUCGCCUCCUCGCCCGCGCCGCUCGCCAUACCGCACGUCAUCGCGCGGUUCGUGGCGGAAGCGGGGGGAGGGGCGGCGAGUGGAAGCAGCGGAGACGAGGCCGCGGGGCGCGCGGACGAGGGAGGAGGGGCGAGAGACUCGGGAGGGCGACGGGAAGGGGCGAUCGGAUGGGGGAGUGACGCGCGGCUGCGCGAUGCGUGGCGGGCGGGAGGGAGAGAAGUGGACGAGUGCGCGGAGGAAGCAGCGGGCGGCGGGGAGGUGGAGGGGGGACGAGAGGGCCGGGCGCGGAAGGCGGCGGAAGGAACGAGCGCUGCUUCCGCCGCCAAGGAGCUGUCCGCGGCGCUCAAAGAGCGCAGGCAGGCGCUGAAGGCGAUGCUGGCGGAACUAGGCAAGGCGGGGCACGGCGCGGAUGAAGACUUGCGUGCUGGGGAGGCGGUGGUGGGCGCAGAGGGGGGGACGGAUGACGGCACGAGAGGAAAGGAGUACGGAGCGGUGGAGAAAGAAGGGACGGAGGAGAAAGAAGGGACGGAGGAGAAAGAAGGGACGGAGGAGAAAGAAGGGACGGAGGAGAAAGAAGGGACGGAGGAGAAAGAAGGGACGGAGGAGAAAGAAGGGACGGAGGACGGACGAGGAGAGAAACGAGGGAGGGAUGAAGAAGAGAAGGAGAAAGGCGUGGAGGAGAAAGGAAGCGAGGAGGGCGCUGACACGGGUGAGGGGGGCCAGGGCAGCGCGAAGAGAGGGGAGGGCGAGGGGAAGGGCAAAGGCAGUGGCAAUGAGGAGGAGAAAAGUGGCGCCAAGGGGGGGGAGGUGGAGAAGGCGCAAGGGAGCGAGAGUGAGAGAGAGACGGAAGAGUUGAAGAAGGGGGUGGGUGGGGUGGGCGAAGGGAAGGGUGGAGGUGGGGUGGAGGUGGUUGAGGGUGGAGGGCGGAAGGAGGAGGAGGCGACGGAGGAAGAUGGCGCACGCAUGGCAGGUGAGAAGAGGGUGCGUGGCGAGGAAGGGGCGGUUGCGGGAGGAGAGGGCAAGGAGGGGGAUGGGGCAGUGAGGAGGGAGGUAGAGAGAGGGAGCAAAGAGGAGGACGGUGGCAUGUCACACGGGGGGCAAGGAGCAGAGGAGGAAGGGGGCAGUGGAGGUGGGAAGGGGGGAAGCAGCAAUGGGGGAGAGGGGCCAGCAGCAGAGGGCCAGCAAGAGCGGAGGGCGGGUGAAGGGGUGGUGGUUAGCAAGGAUGAGGGAGGGGUUGGGCGGGCAGAGGGCGUGGCCCCUGAGGAUGGCAGGCAAUGGAGCGAGGGUGAGGACACGCGGGAGGGGGGGGGAGGUGAUGGAGGGGAGGCGAGGGGCGGCGAGGAGGGGGUGGUGAAAGAGAAAGGGGAGGGCGAGGCAGUGGCAGGCGAGGCGAGGAGGGCGGCGGGCAGUGAAGGCGAGGCGGAGGUGACGGGUGAGGGGGAUGUGGCGCAUGGGGACGCACGGGAGGGGGAGAAAGGUGGGGGCAAGGCGCACACCAAGAGUGCGGGAGAGGAGGGGUGUGCUAGCGGCAGUGCGGCUGGGAAGACAUCUCCCAACACAGCCUCCUGUGGCGAGGUUUCUCCAGUGGCAUGCGUGGGUGGGGAUGGGCAGGAUGAGGGUGGCGCCAAGGACGCUUUGGGGAAGGACGCUUUGGGGAAGGACGCUUUGGGGAAGGACGCUUUGGGGAAGGACGCUUUGGGGAAGGACGCUUUGGGGAAGGGCGCAGGAGCCCCAGUGAGAUCGGGCCGACAAGACUCACAAGGAGGGCGCGUAGCAGUGGCGGGUGAGGAGGCCUCACAUGUCCCGCCCUGCGCGCCGCCUCUCGCCCAUCCCUCCAAGCCCAGGCAGCAGCGCCCUCCACACCGCCGCACGCUGGUGGUGGGCGAGGAGGCGCUGGCCAUCCCGUGUGGCGCGCCGUACAAGCUGCGGCGCCCCAUGGCGCGCGGCCACCUCAAUGCCAGCACCACGUACCCGCUGCUGGCCGUGCUGGACGACCUGGCUGCCAUCUGGGGGCAUGCCCUCACCACUCUGUGGCGCGAGCAGCGCUGCGCUGCUGCUGGCAGUGGCGGCAGGCAGCAGCGGGCGGGCAGGGACGUGGGGAAGGAGCGCAUAGGGGAGGGGGAGGAGGAGGAGGGGUUGGAUGAGCAGCAGAGGCGGGAGCGGCGGCAGCGGCAGCAGCAGCAGCAGUGGCAGGGGCGGCUAUCAGCGGUGCUGGUGGUGCCCGAAUCCAUGGACGCGCGCGAGGUGAGGGAGGUGGUGGGCGUGGCGCUGCGCGACCUGCGCCUGGCGUCGCUCGUGGUGCACCAGCAGGCCGUCGCCGCCGCCUUUGGCAGCGCCGCGCCGUCGGCGUGCGUGGUGGACGUGGGCGCGCACACCGUGAGCGUGGCGUGCGUGGAGGAGGGCAGCGUGCGCCCGGGGUCCCGAGUGGUGCUGCCAGUGGGCUCCGAGGACGUGGGAGACUGCCUGCUGUGGGCUGCCAAUGAGAUGGUGGGAGGCAGGAGAAGACGGGGGCGCGCGCGCAGGGUUGCUGUGGGGGAGGAGGGGGAAGGGAGGAGUGGAGGGGAGAAGCGGAAGGAUCCGGAUUGGGCAAGUGGGGAAGCGAAGGAGGGGGAAGAAGGGGAGAAGCAGGAGGAGGUGGGCGAGAGGGAGAGUGGCGAGGGCAUCAGGAGGUCGCUGAGGGUGGCCAAGAGAGCAAGGGGCGAUGUCACCCGAGGGGGGGAGGGAGGAGCGAGCAGAGAGAAGGGUUGGGAGGAAUGUAGUAGCGCGGGUGCUGCGGCUGCCAGUGCUGAUGGCACAGACGGUGAGGAUGGAGAGGAGGGUCAGUGGUGGCAGAAGGGCGAGUGGCAGUGGCCGUACCCCGGGUUUGACCCGUGGGGCGACGUGCAGGAGUGGGUGCAGCUGCACGCGCUCAAGGAGAGGCUCUGCUCGCUGCAGGUGGGGGAGGCAGGGGGGGACGAUGCCAUGCAGGGGGAGGACGAGGACGACCAGGGCGGGCAAAGCCCCUUCAAGAGCUGCCGUGUGGAGUUCAUCCAGAGGCUAGCUGCCACGUCACCUGACACGUCAGCUGCCACGUCAUUGGCAGUGCGGCAUGCGGUGCGGCUGCCGCGAGCGGCCAUGAGAGCAGCAGCGGAGUCUCUCUUCCGCCCAGCCCUCCUCCUCUCUCCCCUCGCCCACCCCUCCUCGCCGCUCUCCCCCUGGCCAUGGCCGCCCGCCCACUACCGUGUGGAGCACCAGGACGCCUUGGACGACCCGUCGCUGCUCGACUCCGCCCUGCGCCGCCUCGACGCCCUCGCCCUGCCCGACCUCUCCCGCGCGCCGCCUGCUCUUGCCACUGCCUCUGCGGGCCCAUCUGCUGGGGCUGCAGCAGCGGGCGGGCGGCGCGCGCCCGUGCUGGUGGGGGUGGAUGCGGCCAUCGCUGCGAGCGUGGCGGCGGUGCCGGACCGGGACUCGAGGGACAAGCUGCUCACCAACGUCAUCCUCACGGGGGGCGGCGCCUGCCUGCGGGGCCUGCGCAGGCGUAUCGAACAGGACGUGCCCCGGGCCGUGCUGGCCCGCCUGCAAGCCAUUGCCCAGCAGGCCGCCACCGCUGCUGCUGCCGCCGCCACUGCCGCUGCUGCAGUGGCACCAGCGGCAGGACAGCCCACCCCAGGCCACAACCCCGCAGUAGCUGUGGCGGCGGCGGCAGCGGCAGCAGCGGCAGACACUGCAGCGCACGCUCAAGCUGCUGCUGCUGCUGCGGGAGGGGGCCCGGGCGGGCAGGGGCGCGUGGAGGUGGAGGUGCUGGCGAGCCGGCAUGCGCCGGGGGUGACGGCGUGGCGGGGGGGUGCGGUGCUGGGCGUGCUGGACUGGAGCCGCGAUUCGUGGGUGGCGCGCGACGAGUGGGUGGAGGGGUGCCGCGUGGGCGCGGGCAGGAAGUACCGCGACUCACUGUGCUCGCAGACGGCACUCGUGUGGUACUCCAAUGUGGAGUAGAGCUGUGGGGCAGGCUGCUGUCCCAUGGCACGGCAUGAGCAGCGAUGUCUCGUGGUACUAAUUGCUUGGAUUACUCCACCACGCAGCGGUCAUGUGGUUGGCGUUGGAAGAGCAUGAAGAGAUGGCUAGGAAGAGGGGGAGGGAGAUACAUAUGCAAACUGUUGCCCCCUCUAAGAGCUCUCCUAGCCGUCCUAGCGGCUAGCUGGCUGCUGGGUGGCGGCGGCGACGAGCCAGCGGCGAGCUGACUGGCGGCGGCGGCGGCGCGGCGGCGGGCGAGCGAGUGGGCGGCGAGCCAGCGGCUAGCUGGCUGGUGGGGGCGGCUGCGCGGCUGCUGGCAGGCGAGCCAGCGGCUAGGCAGCGGCGAGCUGGCUGGCGGCGGCGGCGGCGCUGCUGCUGGCGAGCGGGCGGCGAACCAGCGGCAAGCGGGCUGGCGACGGCGGCGGCGCGGCGGUUGGCCGGUGAGCGGGCGGCAAGCGGGCUGCCGAGGGCUAACGGGCCGGCAGCCAGCAGGCGCAGGCGGCGAGCUGCAGGUGCAGCGCAGCGAGCGGGCGAGCCGGCAGGCGCGAGCAGGCGCUGGCUGGCGCUGGCUGGCGCGGGCUGGCGACGGGCGCGCGAGUGAAUGACGGGGGAAGAGGGGGGGGGGGGGAGCGGCGAGGGGCGGCACGGAGCGGCACGGAGCGGCUUGGAGCGGCUUGGGGCGGCUAGGGGCGGCACGGAGUGAUCUAGCUAGGGGUGGAAGCGUGGGUAGCAGCGUCCUUGCUAGGAUUUAGGGGCGUCUGAUCUUCAGACCAACUUUUGUGCGUCCGUCUGACCAUCAGACGAAAUUUUGGCUCUAGUCUGAGUUUUCAGACGAAAUUUUCAGGGCUGUCUGACUAUUCAGACGAAGUUUAGAUGCCUGUCUAAUUUCUUCGAAUAUUAGUCUAGCAUACGCAU